ACCUAACAAAGUCGUUUAAUCUUCGUUACUAGUAUUGGAUUUGCAGAGUGAACAAUUCCCGCUGUAUGAAAAAACAUUUUUUUUUUAUGGACAACCUUUUAUUUGGUGCAUGCUCCAUAAUUUCGGAGGUACUUUGGGGAUGCAUGGUUCGUCUGAAAAAGUCAACAAAGAUAUAAGUCAUGCCCAAUCAAAAGCCAAUAACUCCAUGGUGGGUGUAGGCAUUACACCCGAAGGCAUUAAUCAAAAUUAUGUAAUGUAUGCACUAGCAUUGGAAAGGGGUUGGGAAAAAGAUCAAUAUAAUCUAACAGAGUGGUUUAAUCUUUAUUCUGAUUCACGAUAUGGCACCCACACACACUAUUUGCACCAAGCUUGGCAGCUAUUAAGACGAUCAGUUUAUUCAUACAAUGGAUUAAAGAAAAUACAUGGAAAAUAUAUAAUUGCGCGUCGCCCAUCUAUACAUCUUGAUGAUUCUAUGUGGUACAACAUUUCAGAUAUCUAUGAGGCAUGGUCCCACAUACUUAAAUCUAAAUGCGACAUUCCUCAUAGUCACAUCAACGAAUAUGAACACGAUUUAGUCGACAUAACUAGGCAGUACUUACAAAUAAAAUUCGGGCAAUUAUAUAAGAAAAUGAUAGACGCGUUUAAAAAGAGAAAUUAUGUUGAGUUUGAAGACUUAACCGACACUAUGUUGACUAUCUUAUUUGAUUUGGAAAAUAUUUUAUCAACAAAUAAAGCAUUUUUGCUAGGAAAUUGGAUUGGAGGUUCUCAUAGUUUGUCGACGAAUGUGAGAGAAAAACUAAUUUUUGAGUUCAACGCUCGUAACCAAAUAACACUAUGGGGACCAAAUGGAGAAAUAGCAGAUUACGCAACAAAGCAGUGGUCCGGUGUUGUCGAAGAUUACUUUUAUCCUAGAUGGAAACUGUUUUUUGAUUACCUUAGAUAUUGUCUACACAAAACCCAGCCCAUUAACCUAACUCUUAUUACCAAUGAUAUAUUAAUUUUAGUGGAAAUCCCCUUCAACUAUCAACGGAAAAUAUAUCCGACAAUCCCACGCGGAAAUGCAUACCAAACAUCAAAAAAAAUUUUUUUGAAAUGGUAAUUCGAUUCAAUGAUUAUAAAUUUUAUUGCGAGUAGUAGAAGUUGUCAACAAUGGAAGAAAUGCGUGUUUCUUCUGACUUCUUGAUUUGGAUUUAUGGAGACCACAAUAGUCCUUAAGCAUGUAGUGUUAAAUUUCUCACUUAUGUUUACUUCAUGGUUUCUUGGAUUGAAUUACAAAAUUUGAUGGUUUCAUAUUUGCUAAUAAAUGUAUAAAACCUAAUAAAAACUGCUUGUAGAUGUGUGCGCAUGUAUGAUAUGAACACAAGGGAUGAUAAACUUUAAUGCUGCUGGAGACGCAUUGAUAAUAAAGAAUAUUCUCACAUAAACAUGCCCUCAGCUGGGGAGUAAAUAUAGAUCACGACAAUUGUGUGUUGUGUUAGGCCUUUGCAUAAGAAUUAGAAAUGUCAAGUGUUGUAAUCUUAGGCAGAAGCAUAAAAUUAAACCGCCCUUUGAGAUAUGUUUUAUCUUAGCACUUAAGUAAUAUAUUUUUUUCUCAAUAAAAUUAAAAUUCAACUGACAAACGAA
Molecule: messenger RNA, 1623 nt
Organism: Musca domestica (house fly)
Lineage: Eukaryota; Metazoa; Arthropoda; Insecta; Diptera; Muscidae
Product: alpha-N-acetylglucosaminidase-like
Exons: 2
Coding region: 110-1099 (329 amino acids)
Source: RefSeq, a predicted model, not a curated record